Molecule: messenger RNA, 2019 nt
Organism: Leopardus geoffroyi (Geoffroy's cat)
Lineage: Eukaryota; Metazoa; Chordata; Mammalia; Carnivora; Felidae
Gene: SHISA5
Product: shisa family member 5
Exons: 6
Coding region: 169-882 (237 amino acids)
Biological process (GO): positive regulation of canonical NF-kappaB signal transduction
Cellular component (GO): endoplasmic reticulum
Source: RefSeq, a predicted model, not a curated record
CUCGCCUCGCCCUCCUCCCCUCCGCUCCCUCCUCCGGGCGGGGUUCCCGGAACAGGCCGCCGGGGCGGGGCGAGGAAGCGGUGGCCGCACGGGUCGCUGAGGCUGCGGCUGCACCUCGACCCCUGUUUCUUCUGUCCGUCUGUUCUUCUGUCCGUCCGCCACCCAGCUAUGGCUGCGCGUGUCCCCGCGCCACGGAUCCUCCUGCUGCUGCUGCUGCUCCCGCCGCCUCCAGUCCACAGUGAAGUGUGCGUGGCUUCCCGUGGACGCAUCCUCUUCCCUGAGUCCUGUCCUGAUUUCUGCUGUGGCACCUGUUACAAACAAUACUGCUGCUCUGAUGUGCUGAAGAAAUUUGUGUGGGAUGAGGAAAAGUGUUCUGUGCCUGAGGCCAGCGUGUCCACUGAUAUAGAGCCACUGGAGCAGCUGGGCUCGGCGCUGAGGUUCCGUUCCAGCUUGGACAGCGACCCCAUGUCAGGGUUUGGGGCAACCGUAGCCAUCGGCCUGACCAUCUUUGUGCUCUCUGUCGUCACCGUCAUCAUCUGUUUCACCUGCUCCUGCUGCUAUCUCUACAAGAUGUGCCGCCGGCCACGUCCGGUUGUGACCACCACCACGGCCACCACCGUGGUACACACCCCUUACCCUCAGCCUCCAAGUGUGCCGCCCAGCUACCCCGGACCGACGUACCAGGGCUAUCACCCCAUGCCCCCGCAGCCAGGGAUGCCAGCGGCACCCUACCCGACACAGUACCCACCACCUUACCCCGCCCAGCCGUUGGGCCCCCCGGCUUACCAUGAGACAUUGGCCGGAGGUGCGGCCAUGCCCUACCCUGCCACCCAGCCUCCAUACAACCCAGCCUACAUGGACCCCCCGAAGGCAGCCCCCUGAGCAUGUCCCUGCAUCUGGGGCUGCCACCAUGUGUGUGUACGUGUGUGCGCGUGCGUGUGAGACUGGGUACGCAGGCAUGGUCCUUUUCUCCUCGUGCGUGGUGCGUGAGUCCUGUUUGUACACGAGACUUCUUGUGAUGCUGACGUGGUGGGAAGCAGUCCUUGCCAGAGUUGCUGGGACCCUACUUUGUUCUCUUCCUCACUUGAAAUCGUGCUCUUUUGAAAUCUCAAACAAAAUUCAAAGACUGGGGUGAGUUCUUUUCCAUACCACCCCAGGGAGACCAGGUGGGGCUUGUGUCAUGCUAGGAUAGUACAGCUUUCCGUGGGCAGCGUGCAUAUAUGUUCCAGUUUCGGUGGAGCAGCUAGCCACUGCUUGAGGCCAUGGCCUGUCCCCAGGGCGUGGGGGACUCUUCAGAGAACCAGAGCUAUGAUGCAGGCCUGUGGGUGAGGUUUGGGACCUGGCUAAGUUGGGUUUUAAUCCUUUCAGCAGAUGUCCCAUAGUCCCCAGAUCCUGUGCUGUGCCCAGUGGAGGGUGGGCAGCCUCCUGAGAUCAAAACACUUCAGGCAGAGCCCCACCCGUCCCCGACCACUGUCUGACUGGAUGGUCCCUGCAUUCUUUCUGGCACCGCCCAGAGGGCUACAUCCACCCACAGUUCUGGCUGCCCUGGCUGGCCAUGACCCCCAUCACAGGUAGGCAGGGUAGCCUCUGUCCACCGGCACACUCAGGUGUCCUCCCUGCAGUGUUAUUUCCUUUUUAGCCAAACAUUUUGCCUGUUUUCUGUUUCAAAGUGUAUAUGAUCGUUGUUGUGAGGCUGAGACCCCUGAGUCCUGGAGGAAAACUGGCCCACAGUCUGACCUCUGAUAGUCCCUGCUUCUCCCGUCACCAGCUUCAACAGAAUAUCCAGCUCCCAAACCCGAGUCCACAGUGUGUCUUGGCACCUGGGACACCUGGGCCAAGGGGCUGUCUGGACCAAAGGUGCGGGGGGCCUCGGUGGCUGCUCUGGCCCAGACAUGAAUACCUCGGUGUUCCCCGUUCCUCUGUUAAUAUCUCACCAGAUCUGUCUUAGCUUUGUGCCUGUUGAUGUGUUUGAGAGCCUAGGGUCUGCACCUUUGUUUAUAAUAAAUGCAAACAUUUGGG